GUGUUCUAAAAAGCCUCUUAAAGGUCGACUGAAAUUUUGUAUUAACUUUAUGUUAUUGAUACGGCUUAAAAGGAAUGAAGUAAUGAACUUAGGCAAAGAACUGAGUGGCAAUACGGACGGAUUUCCUGAGAAAGGCGAAAGUCGAGAGGUGUAUUUUUCCUCCGACGUACCUUCAGAUAAUUCAAAACGCAAACGUUAUUUAACUGCAAAAUACGAUAGAAGAACUCGUCAGAAAAUUAGCGAAAAAAUACGACUUGAAAAUUUCGUUUUUGAACAGCUUCGUAUCCUUUAUCGCACAGAGGUCGAUGACUAUGAUUGUGAUAUAGAUUUGGAUGAAAUAAGUGAUCUUAAAACGAAUGAUCAGAAAGUUCAAAACCUUAAGGAAAAGCUGAAGUCCUGCCCAGCUAAACAAGAGCAAAUUGAUGUAAGUAUGUGUGUAGUCCUUAUUUAUUUGUUUUCUCACUAUUUGCUACCUAUUAGGGUGUUAGUAUUGAAAUUUUGGUUUUAAGCUGCACAGGUAUAUUUCAGUUUAGAGCUAUGAGAAAAUCUAUAUUCAUUGGGGAUGUUUCCAUUAAAAAUAUUGUAGCCCUAUAACCCACUAUCAAUCCACCUGUUUUGUUAUUAAAUUGUCCAAUGCUUGAAAAAUAAAACUGCGAAUAACUGAAUAAAGAAGAAUUCAUAUACUUUUAAAUAAUCAGACUAGAUCAAAGUUCGUUCUGUCAGGUUAUU
Messenger RNA from Schistosoma turkestanicum, 729 nucleotides. Lineage: Eukaryota; Metazoa; Platyhelminthes; Trematoda; Strigeidida; Schistosomatidae. The record is from the annotation of a GenBank genome assembly.